Molecule: messenger RNA, 1414 nt
Organism: Scleropages formosus (Asian bonytongue)
Lineage: Eukaryota; Metazoa; Chordata; Actinopteri; Osteoglossiformes; Osteoglossidae
Gene: avpr1aa
Product: arginine vasopressin receptor 1Aa
Exons: 2
Coding region: 185-1351 (388 amino acids)
Biological process (GO): cellular response to hormone stimulus; G protein-coupled receptor signaling pathway; regulation of systemic arterial blood pressure by vasopressin
Cellular component (GO): plasma membrane
Molecular function (GO): peptide binding; vasopressin receptor activity
Source: RefSeq, a predicted model, not a curated record
GUCGGUGCUCGAGGUGGGAGUACCGACGUGCGGGGAGCCGCGAGCCGCGCGACUGGACAAAGUGUGCCCGCGCCCAGAAGAGGUUGCGGGGAAUGGGGGGGGCACUCUGGCACGCGCCCAGCCGAGCCAUGCGCUUGUCGUCGAAGCUGCGCUGACUUUUUGCGGCGCCGCGCGACACGCAGCGAUGGAAAGUGCCGACAACGCGAGCCGCCCCGCGGGGAACGACAGCAACCCGUUUGGGAGGAACGAAGAGGUCGCCAAGAUAGAGAUCACCGUGCUGAGCAUCACCUUUGUGGUGGCGGUCCUGGGCAACCUGAGCGUCCUGCUGGCCAUGUACAACACCAAGAAGAAGACGUCGCGCAUGCACCUCUUCAUCAAGCACCUGAGCCUGGCCGACCUGGUGGUGGCCUUCUUCCAGGUGCUGCCGCAGCUCUGCUGGGAGAUCACGUUCCGCUUCUACGGACCCGACUUCCUGUGUAGGAUCGUGAAGCACCUGCAGGUGCUCGGCAUGUUCGCCUCCACCUACAUGAUGGUCAUGAUGACCCUGGACCGCUACAUCGCCAUCUGCCACCCCCUGAAGACCCUACAGCAGCCCACCCGCAGGUCCUACACCAUGAUCAUCAGCACGUGGCUGUGCAGCCUGGUGCUCAGCACCCCGCAGUACUUCAUCUUCUCUCUGAGCGAGAUCAAGAAUGGCUCUGAGGUCUAUGACUGCUGGGGGCACUUCAUUGAGCCUUGGGGGGUCAGAGCAUACAUCACGUGGAUAACCGUGGGCAUCUUUCUCAUCCCGGUCGUUAUCCUGGUCAUCUGCUAUGGGUUCAUCUGCUGCAGCAUCUGGAGGAACAUCAAGUAUAAAACUAAGAAGAACGGACUGGAGGCCUCUUCCAAGACAGCCGUCAUCGGGAAAUCCUCGGUCAACAGCGUGAACACCAUCUCCAGGGCCAAGCUGAGGACGGUCAAGAUGACCUUUGUCAUAGUUCUCGCUUACAUCAUCUGCUGGGCCCCGUUCUUCAUCGUGCAGAUGUGGUCGGUGUGGGACGUGAACUUCUCGUGGGAUGAUUCGGAGAACACGGCCGUGACCCUGUCCGCGCUGCUCGCGAGCCUCAACAGCUGCUGCAACCCCUGGAUCUACAUGGUGUUCAGCGGACACCUCCUGCAGGACUUCGCGCACUGCUUCCCGUGCUGCCCCAGCUUGCAGGGCCGCUUCCGGAAGGAGGACUCGGACAGCAGCAUCCGAAGAACGACCCUCUUAACGCGCAUCCCCAACCGGAGCCCGACGUGCAGCUCGGGCACCUGGAAAGACCUGGAAAUAUCCCCGCAGUCCUCCACGUCCAUCCCGCGCGAGCCAUAAUUCUUACAGAUCUGUGGGAGGAUAUGCGUUCGAUCCCUGCUCAGUCUGUGUGGAGUUUGCAUG